This is a messenger RNA of Planococcus citri (citrus mealybug), 3746 nucleotides long. It is a transcript of the gene Gp150, whose product is annotated as glycoprotein 150. The transcript is spliced from 2 exons. Gene Ontology annotation, molecular function: protein binding. The record is from RefSeq and is a predicted model, not a curated record. Lineage: Eukaryota; Metazoa; Arthropoda; Insecta; Hemiptera; Pseudococcidae. Bases 300 to 2543 code for a protein of 747 amino acids.
CAUUAGUAACCAGUUCCAUUAGUGCUGCGUAUUGUGUCACGGUACCCGCGACCGACGAGCUAAGCUGUUAAAGUUAUUCAGCCGUGAAGCCUGUAGUCGGACUUGGAAUUCGGUGUUGUUCUGUGUGCGCCUAUUACAUUUAUUGUGCUCGGUGUGUUUGGUGUUGUGUGGUGCCUUUUUAGUGGAAAAAAAGGCUCAAAGUGGUGUUGUGGUGUUGUGCAAAGUGUUGCGAAUUUCAGUCUGAUGUGGAUUUCAAUAUAAUUGUCGAAUAGAUUAGCAAAAACAAAGUUAAUCACGCGAUGAAGAUAAUCACAGGAACGCUGCUGCUAUCGGCAGUCUGGGCUUCUAUCGUCCAAGCCGAUAUAAAAAGCUGCCCAGGUCAUUGCACUUGUACUUUCGAAGGUGCCAACGGAGUAGGUGCUUACUGCUCGAAACUGAACGUAACCGAACAACGAUUCGCCGGGCUUAUUCAGCAUUUGAAUAUAAUCAAUCAAAACAUUUCGCAUUUCUCCCUCAGCGACAAUAUCUUCGGCCAGUUGGGCUUGAAAGACUUGGAAUCUAUUAAAAUAGUCAACAGUUCAUUGGACGACAUCUCAGUGAAAGCUUUCCAAGGCUUAGCGCAACUCUUCGACGUGAAUUUAUCCGAUAACUUGAUAUUCCUCAUUCAUCCGGAUACCUUCGCCAAUAACACCAAUUUACGUAGACUGAAAUUGAGCGGUAAUCCGUUACAAUUGACUCAGCUGCUGAAAACGCCUCACGAGUACCUGUUGAGAUCAUCGUCGCUGACCGAUUUAGAUUUAUCUAAUUGCCAACUCGCUCAAAUCUUACCGAAAACCUUUUCUCAGUUGAAGAACUUAGUUUUCAUUAAUUUAUCGUCGAAUUAUCUGAAAGCUAUACCGAAGGAUGUAUUCGAAGGAUUGGAUUCUUUGGAAGAUCUCGACCUAUCCAACAACCAGAUCGGUAAAAUAGAUAAAAAUGCUUUCAAAUUGAAUAAAAAUCUAUCCGUAUUGAAAGUGAAGAAAAACCCAAUCGAGACGAUCAGUGGAAUCAAUCUACCCGAAUUGGAAGAGUUGCACUUGAGCGAAUGUAAAUUACGAGUCUUGAUGAAAGAAACCAUCGAAGGUAUGCCUUUGCUUUCGCAACUGUACCUGAACUCGAAUCAAAUCGAAUUAAUUAGUGACGAUUCGUUCGCUGAUCUGAGCGAAUUGAAGGUUUUGGAUUUAUCGAAUAAUAAGUUGAUCGGACCUAUGGCCAGGGAUUUGUUUAAGAAUAACCGUAAUCUCGAGCAACUGCUUCUGUCUGGUAACAGAGAGUUGAGUAAGUUGGUCGAAGAACCUGGAUUCGUCGAUGCUCAUAAAACCUUGUCGAAACUCGAGUUGGCUGAUUGCGGUUUGACUAAUAUGACUGCCGGACAGUUGACCGGAUUGGAUAAUUUGAAUGUAUUGAAUAUUAGUCAUAAUAUGAUCAAAUUUUUGGCAGCGGAUACGUUCGCCAAGAUGCAAAGCUUGCAUUAUUUGGACUUAUCGCACAAUAAGUUGGAAUCGUUGCCGAUGACGUUGUUCGCCUCGAACAAAGACCUGAGUAAAUUAUGGCUGAGAGGUAACCCGUUGAAGCAGUUAUCUUUGAACGUGUUCUCGUACACGGAGAACUUGAAGUUCUUGGAUGCCAGCGGAUGUGGUCUGGAAAAGCUGUGGGAUCAGCACAGACAUCCGUUAGAAGGACACAAGUUGCUGUCGAGACUUUCCUUCUUGGAUAUAUCGAAUAACAGCAUUAGUAACUUACAAGUUUACGAUUUCCAUACCAUGGAUGCGUUAGAAAUGAUCGACCUGGCUGGUAAUCCGAUCAUGUGCGUAUCACCUACGAUCCAGCUGAUCGAAUACUUCAUUAAGAAAGAGGUAGACCCGCAUCUUAGAUCGGAAAAAUUACUCGAAAACGGUAAACCAGAUAAAGUGAAAUGGAACGACAUCAUCACCGGAUUAUGCCCAGUUCGUCAAGAUCAACCAUCGUCCGCUCCGGUCGCCGUCUCUUUGUCCGAAUCGCAGCCUCGUAUUGCUCUGCCAUCAGAUGCGGCGAUCGCAGCUGCGGCCAAAGCUGAGAAAAUCUUGCAAGAUCAAGCCGUCUCGUCUCUGGUACCUGGAGCAGCUUUAAUGGAAAGCGCCCACAGUACUUAUACCAGAGUCGAUGAAAUAGUCGUCGAAGACUCGACUCCGUCGUCGUACGCUUCGUCCAUUAUGUGGCCUACCAUAUUAGCCGCAUCUGUACUAAUAGUCGCCUUGUACUUUAUUAUCUAUUUAGUCGGCGAAAUAACCCAUCGCAGGAGAACCGUGCUCGCAACGUAUGCCAGGCCAGGUUCGUUAGGUGGUCAUGUACGUACACGAGGCGCAUCCGGUUCUCCGCUUUAUUAUAAAUUGUACGAAGAAUGCAGCAUACCGGCGCAACCGGUUAAAACGAAAAAGAACUAUAUUUUAGAUUUCUCCCCCGUACAUACGAUUUUAAAAAAAGGUACCUACAAGAUUAUGAAGACGAACGAAGUUAACGUUUGAGAAAUACCGCCGCCGCCGCCGUAACCAGACCUACAGAAUUUACCUCUAGAGUCUCUCUACGUAAGGCGUGGUUUUCUUCUUAAAUGUAUUUUUCUUUUUCUUUUUUUUUUAUUUCGUUUUCGUUGUUUAGACUGUGAUAGCGUAUGAAUUUUUUUUCAUUAUUUCGAUGACGAUUUCUUCGAUACGACGUAUUGUACCUAAUUUGAAAAAAAUUUGGUGAUUAAGCUCGACGUACAUCUAUUUUUAAAUAUCGCAUUUGAACUCGUCAUUUUUGAUUAAUUUUCAAAAGAUUUUCAGUACGUCGUAUUGAGAUUUUUUUUCUCUUCAAAAAGGAAGAGUAAUUUGUAAUUUUUUUGUAGAGUACGCGUUGACCUGGUUUUCAUCAAAUUUCUCCCUGCACCGUCCAAUAUAUAAUAUGUACAAUCCUAACCGUUAUUUUUUUCUUGCCGAUCGAGAUAAUAAAUAUUCUUUGACAGAUAUCGAAUGUACCUAUAUAUUUUUAACGCAGCUGGUGAUAUUUUAAUGGAAUAUAUGCAUAUCUUUUUACCUAUACGGAGUUAAUCAAAAAGUUCGCGUUAAUUUUAUUUUUUAUUAAUAUUACGAAAUCGAGUUGGUAGGUUUAUUUUACACUUUCAACGUGUGUUUUUUUGUGUAAUAAUUUUAAUAAUUUUUAAUAAUCUACAAAGUAGGUAUUUUUUUUUUGUUUUUUUAAGGGACGAAAUUGUUAUUUAACGCGAUUUAUGCAUAUGAAAAUGUAGAGUACGAUUGUAAUUUUAUUACCAACAAAAAUGAAUAUAUUUAUUAUUUUAAUUUUGUUAUAGUUUUAAGAUACGUAUAUUUUUUUCUUCUUUUUUAUCCUCUUUUUUCCCCUUGGCUUAUUCUGUAUUUUUUUUUUCAAAAUGUAAAAAUUUAAAAGCUCGUGUGUACCAUACAUUGGCUAAUACCUAUACUUAUACCUGUACGAUUUUCAAGUCGUGUUUUAUGUUUUACUAUUUCUUAUUUUCAUUUUUUUAUUUUAUGAUUAUUACGAAGAUGUUUGUGUGUGUAAUAUUGUUUGCACACGAAGAAGAAAGUAUUAUUAAAAGUCGAUGGCUAUAAUGAUUUUCAGUAUGGGUUAUAUCGUUACACAUUCCCGUGUAUAUUUUAUAUUUUAAUGUGCGAUGUAAGUUUUUAUUUUCGCAAUUAUAUUUUUUUCAUGUUUUC